Pocillopora meandrina is the source of this 2743-nucleotide messenger RNA. The record is from the annotation of a GenBank genome assembly. NCBI's taxonomy places the organism in Eukaryota, Metazoa, Cnidaria, Anthozoa, Scleractinia, Pocilloporidae.
AUGUACUACGAUUACUUAGAGAUGAACGAGCCAGCUGUUCUUGAAAGGGAACGCGAAAUUAUAAGGUAACUGUAAUAGCUCAAAACAAACCAACAGUUAAAUGAGUUUUAAGGUCUUAGGUAAUAAAAAGUAAAUAAUACCCUUUCAACGUAAAAAAACGCCAGAAAAACGAGGAAAUACACCGAGGGAAAAAAAAAGGAAAUUGUAAAAUACAAAAAGUUCACAAGGACUGCCAAUGGCAAAUUUGAAAACUUAAGCGUAAACUUUUUAUAACAAAGGACAAUGUCGACAGGUAUUAAAGACAUCAGUUCACGGUAGUUUGUACAUCUCUACUAAACGCACUAAACGCAUUACUUUCGGCACUGUGAUAAUAGAGAAUCAUUUUAUUUCCUUAAAUGUCAGCAGGAAAACACAACACCAAUUCCACCGAAACUGAAAGCCCACAUCCUACUACACACAUACAGGGACAUCUUCAGUGGAGAAUUCAACCUGGGCUUCGCACUACCUCGCACCGACACUUGCGCCACCUGCGAUAAACUGGCCCUCAAAGUGCGAUCAUCCAAGGGCACGGAAAAAGAAAAACUUGAAAAAGAACUCGAGGAACAUCACAAACUUGCCGAAUCUGCAUUUACAAUGCGCAAAGAUGACAAGGCAAGCGUGGUGAGGAGCUGGGUUGGAAAGCCCCGUCCAGUUGGCUCUUCAGGAGUAAAACACCGCAGUAAAGAUGCCGUAGACAUGAUAACUUAUGAUUUUCAACAAAAUCUGGAGACCCCAAACUUACAGCAUAACGAUAUGUUUUAUAAGAGGCAGCUGUGGACCUACAACUUUGGUAUCCACGAUUGCGUGUCCAACCAGGGCUAUAUGUUUAUGUGGGAUGAGACGACAGCCAAACAUGGGUCAGUGGAGGUGGCAAACUGCCUGUAUAAUUUCCUCACUGAGUUUAACACUGGAGCGAGGUAAGUUUUAGUUUUUUGUAUUUUGGAACAUCGGUCGGUUGCAUCUUAGCGUAAACCUCGACCCCUGCAUGUUUGAUUUUCAAAUUUAAAAGUUUGAAGCGACGUUUCGCAUGAGUGAUCACAACAGCAUUCUAGUAUAUAUCUCUAAAGCGCUUUGAAAGAAUUUGACAAAACUUUACUUAGAAAAGAAACCUAUGUUUGAUAAAAAGCGGAGCAACGCCAUAAGGGUUCAAUCUGCAACAGUCAAAAAUACUGUUUAGAGUUUUGGCGAAUUUUAUUAUCGCCAGAACAAUUCCGUGAUCGCCCGUGCAAUAUAUAAAGUGAUUACCAUAUUUACUCGAUUAAAAACCGUCCUCGAAUAAACACCACAGUUUAGAGCAGAAAUGAUUAUCAUAAUAAACGCCGCCCUCGAAUAAACACUGCAUCAUUAAAAAGCAAAUGCAGCAACAUAUAAUCGAGUUUGUGCAAGCCUACAAAAUUUAUGUUUCUUCAUUGUAACAAUGUUUUAAGAUCAGUACAUUUGAAAAUCGAAACACGAGAACAAUAUACGAAACAUGGUUUUUUUUUUUUAAAUCAAAUAUUCAGUUAACAUACUAUUCUUUGCAAAAAACAAAUUGGAUUUUAAAUAAACUGCGCCCUCGAAUAAAGGCGGCACUCGAAGGAAGAAUAAUUUAAUAAACGCCGCGGUGUGUAACAGAAUAAAUAAGGUGAUAAAGUGGAUCUGUAAUCUGCGUCAAAUACACGCUCAACUAAUAACUUACGAAAUCAUCUGCUGUUAGGGAAUUCCAAAUUUCUAAGCGGCGAGCCAAGUAUAAGUGUAGUUUUCCCGUUAUAUCGAGGUUUCCGACAAGGUGAACCCUCAAUUUCGCGAACAAAUUCACCUAGUCCCCAGUCAUUGUUAGAUACAGGUCUCACUAUAACACGAUAUUAUUUUAUUCUGUCUUUAUAGGUCGCUCGUAAGCUACUCUGAUGGCUGUUCGGGUCAGAACAGAAACAAGACGAUAGUUGCCCUCUACGCCGAGCUACACAGCACGGGCGUUUACGAGGUACUUAACCACAAGUACCUCGUGAGGGGUCACACGUUCCUUCAAAAUGACACAGACUUUAGCCAGAUCGAGAAUAGAAAGAAAAGCGCAGUGGUGUACUUACCAGAGGACUGGUGUAAAGUCGUCAGAGAGGCGAAUACAGUGAAAUCGUUCGUGGUACGCGAAAUGAGGCAGCCUGACUUCAAAUACUGGAGGUCCUUCUUGGAAUCCAGGUACAUAGACAAUUAAUCAGAUAGUAAUCGACGUGCAUUUCUUGUAUGAGGUCACCCAGAUAUGCACCCCCGUUUUAUUGCGUCAAUAUGUAUGUACAAGUUAUAGAGCGUUUUAGAGUGGCCUACCGUAAAAAAUCCCGGUAAUAGCUUGUUUUUUCACGUAAGCCUUAUAAAGAUAAGGGGGGAGGGGGGGGUGAAAGUUCAAGGGUGCGAUAUUCACGGUGUGCUACAAGAAAAUCAUUACUUAAUUCUCCGGAUAUUUCCACUAAAAUUUUUUGAAUAUAUCAUCUAUUUCCUGGAUUUAAAGUAAGCUAAAUAAAAAUAAGGCACGCAAUGCUUGUUUUUAAAACCAUGAAGCCGCAAUGAACUUUGGAAACCUUGUAGAAUAGGACUCAUAUGGAUCUUUUUAUAUUUCAUAUCACUUAACCAUUAUUAAUAUUCUUGCUAGGUACCAACCGAUAGCGAAGGACCAGGAUGGUUAAACUUUUGUUGGGGAGAGGAGAAAGAUCCUAUCACUGGGCAAACCUAA